Molecule: messenger RNA, 357 nt
Organism: Spirodela intermedia
Lineage: Eukaryota; Viridiplantae; Streptophyta; Magnoliopsida; Alismatales; Araceae
Source: the annotation of a GenBank genome assembly
AUGGCGAGGGAGAAGAUCAAGAUUAGGAAGAUAGAAAACACGACCACGAGGCAGGUGACCUUCUCGAAACGGAGGAGGGGCCUGUUCAAGAAGGCGGAAGAGCUGGCCAUACUCUGUGAUGCCGAAGUAGGGGCGAUCGUCUUCUCCUCCACUGGCAAGCUCUCCGAAUAUUUUAGCAACAGGUGCAGAUCCUUUCCUUUUAGUCCUUUUAGACGGUGUUGCCUUCUCUCUUUCUUGCCGCAUCCCUCAUCCAGCAGUCCAUAUCCCGUUCGCGUGGGUGCAAGCGUUGCCGUCUAUCACAUGCUAGUUGCGGAAUUUUCCUCACUCUUCUCUCUACUCUUAUCUUUCUCGGUCUGA